AUGUUUCCGACGACACGCGUCUUCGACGCGCGGCUGACACGUGUCGUGCUGCUCCUGUUGGUCGGCGCGACCGUGGCUUACGGCGGCGCGCCAUGCGAGCCGUCUUCCCUGCGCGGGUUCACCAAUUCCGUUGACCUAUCGGGAAACGGUCUCGUGCUACAUUGGACCCGCAACGCCUCUCAUCUGCAGAUCGCACUAGAAGCCAAACCCGCCAGUGGGGCCGAGUCCGGCUGGUUCUCCGUCGGCUGGACGGCAAACCGUGGCCGUAUGUACCCCGCGGAUUGCGUUAUCGGGAACCUUCCGGGAAGCAGCGUGGGCGCGUAUCGAAUCUCCGGAUACAGCCGGUCUGACGUGGCGCCUUCUGAUAGGUUCAAGAUCGGGAGGCCUGUGCUGUCAGGGGGAAGCAAUGGCGGGACAAUCAUAAGGUUCUCGCGUUUUCGAGGGGACGGAGGGGUGGUACCAGUGAGCUUCAGUGGUAGCAGCAACCUCAUCUGGGCCUUCUCUGAGUCUGGAUCAACUGAGCUGGCCUUUCAUGGCGACAACGCAGGUUCAAUGAAUGUGGACUUCUCGUGUGCGUCUGCACCUUCCAGCUCACAAGGAGGAGGAGGAGGUGGUGGUGAUGGUGGUGGUGGCGAUGGCGCUAGGAGCCAGUCAUUGGCAUCCACGUCAGCAGUCUCUUCUGACAGUAGCAGUGAUGGCAGCAGUGGCAGGGGCCGUGUGGCAUGUGAGGCGUCACCUCUGCCUGACUAUGCGUGCUCCAUUCGACUCAAAGGCAAUGAUUUCAUCCUCCACUGGAAAACCAGGGCUGAUACGAUAGCAAUGGCUGCUGACGUGGCGACGUCUGGUUGGGUGGCGAUUGGAUGGUCCAGUAGUGGAAAGAUGUACCCCGCUGACGCAGCCAUUGGGAAUCUGCCACGUGGCACUCUCUCCAACGGGGCGGCAGUGGGAGCUUAUCACCUCAGCGGGUACGGCGUGUCUGACGUGGCGCUGACGUCAUCGUUUGAGCUCACCAACACGACCACCACCACAACAAAUGGCCGAACAACAAUUACCUUCGAGCGACCCCUCUCGGUGGGUUCUGUCCCCAUCAGCAGCAGCAGAGCCACCAGCGUGCUCUUCGCAUUCUCUCGCUCCGGCUCGCAGCAACUGGACGACCACGGGCCCAACGAGUGA
Molecule: messenger RNA, 1173 nt
Organism: Closterium sp. Naga37s-1
Lineage: Eukaryota; Viridiplantae; Streptophyta; Zygnematophyceae; Desmidiales; Closteriaceae
Source: the annotation of a GenBank genome assembly